AUCGCAGGCUCCGGCUGGAAGUCACUCACUAAAAACCCCCCUCUGGUCGGAUAUCCUCGGGGGCCACCAUGAUCCGGACCGUUCUGUUAUGGCUGGCGCUGACCGUGGCUUCCCCUGGGCUCUCCGUGGCACAGAACAUCGCGGAGAUGUUCCUGGAAACCCUACAAAGAGAAGACUUGCUGUCUUACUUUGGCACAGAAAAUAUCCCAGCUUCCAGUGUUGACUUGGCCAACCUCACCUGCUCCUGUGAAGGCCUCGAGACACCAGACUCAUGUCCGGUCAAGAUUUGCUCCAUACAGGCGACUAUGCGGACCUACAUCUUCAGGUUUGCCGAUACCCAACGGUCAGUAAUAACGCAGCAUUUGGUGAAUGCAUCUCUGCAGCGGCUGAAGCUGUUCCCAGAAGGCUGUGGCUCGGCGGGCUCCAUACUUCAGCCGGCGAGGGCCAAAUCAGUCAUCACGUAUUGUCAAGGAGAGCUGCGGGGCUUUGUUACGGAAGAAGGGAACCAGCUUUUUAUCCAGCCGGUGAAAAAGAAGCAUUUGAUAUGGUCCAAGAGGCAGGAAUUUCCUUCUCCUUAUCUGCUCUUCCAGGCUGGAUUCUCUCCACCAACUCACAGAGGGUCAUCGCCCGUCCGACUGAAGAAACGAGCAGUUGCUGAGAUGAAGCACUUGGAGCUCUUGGUGGUUGUAGGUCAUGACGUGUACCAGUUCCACCAGGAAGACACGGAGAGAUACAUCCUCACCAACCUUAAUAUUGGCACGGAGCUGCUGAGAGAUGUCUCACUCGGAGCCCCUUUUCGAGUCCAUUUGGUGAAGAUGAUCAUCCUGCCCGAACCCCAGGCAGAUAUUAAGAUCAGCAGUGACAUCAACUCUUCCCUGGUGAGUGUAUGUGAAUGGAGCCAGACAGUGAACCCGUCCGAUGAUACAGACCCGCUUCACGCUGACCUCAUUCUGUAUGUGACAAGGUUUGACCUCACUAAUGGGGAGAGGACGCUUCGAGGUGUCACUCAGCUUGGUGGAGCGUGCUCCUCUUUUUGGAGUUGCGUCAUCACUAAAGAUACUGGGUUUGACCUUGGAAUCACCAUCGCUCAUGAGAUUGGGCACAGUUUCGGAAUAAGCCAUGAUGGAACUGAUAAUAGCUGCACUGGGGAUGGGACUAUCAUGGCACCAGAGGAAAACCACAACAGCGUCCAUCUGACGUGGUCGGAGUGCAGUAGGGAACAGUUCCUUAAGUUCCUCAGUAGCGGACAAGCCAGCUGUAUUAAUGACCUGCCGGCAAUGGAGGGAAGUAUCCCCACCUGGAAGCCUGGUCUAUACUACGGAGCGGAUGAACAAUGUCAGAUUGCUUUCGGAAGCUCAGCCCUCGCAUGCACCUUCUCCAGAAACGACCUGGACACAUGCAGCGUCCUCUCCUGCCACCCGAGCCAACAGGACCGAAGCAGUUGCACCCGCAUCCUGGUUCCCCUUCUCGAUGGCACGGAAUGUGGAGAGAACAAGUGGUGCCACAAGGGUCGCUGUAGCUCCUUAGAGGAGCUGAAUCCCGUGGCGGUUGUCCAUGGAGCCUGGUCCAGUUGGUCUUCUUUCUCCUCCUGUUCCAGAAGCUGCGGAGGUGGUGUGGUGACCAGAAAAAGACAAUGUAACAACCCUAGGCCUGCGUUUGGAGGUCAUGACUGUGAAGGACCCCAUGUACAAGCUGAGAUGUGUAAUACUCAUGCUUGUGUGACAUCUCAGUUGGACUUCAUGAAUGAACAAUGCUCCGCAACAGACACUGAACCCCUUCACAUUGCCCUUGGGAUCCCCAGCUUCUACAAGUGGACGUCAGCUGUUGGCUUUGCAUAUGGUGACUCUCUGUGUCAGCAUCUGUGUCGGGCCCAAGGGAAGAACUUCAUGGUGGCACGUGGGGACCAUUUUACCGAUGGCACUCGCUGUGAGCCAAGUGCUGGGACCGAUGCGGCACUCAGCCUGUGUGUAUCCGGGAUCUGCAAGGCAUUUGGCUGUGACGGUGUGAUGGACUCUGGAAUGGAGUUUGACCAGUGCGGGGUCUGCGGAGGGGACAAUAGCACAUGCGGUGUAGUCAAGGGCCAGUUCUCUGAAGGAAAGGCAGGAGGGUACGUCACCUUCCUGACUGUUCCUGUUGGCUCAGUGGCAAUCCAGGUGAACAACCAAAAGCCUUUAUUUACACAUUUAGCUGUAAAGAAGAAAGGCGCAUACCUGGUAGCUGGAAGGGGAAAAAUUUCUCUAAACGUCACAUACCCCUCUAUCCUGGAAGACCGGAAGAUAGAAUAUAGAUUGACUCUGACCUCAGACAAGCUGCCACAUCGAGAAGAAAUCCUUAUUGAUGGUCCUACUACUGAAGAAAUCGAGAUUCAGGUUUACAGAAAGUACGGACAGGAAUAUGGAGAGGUCACAAAUCCGGACAUCUCAUUCAGCUACCGCAUUCCUAAGAAGAGCCGUGAGAGUUAUGGAUGGUCCGCUGUAAGAGGACCUUGUUCUGCUAGCUGCGGAGGAGGUUUUCAGCAGGUGGAUUAUGAGUGCAAAGAGCUAACACUCCAACGGCUGGUUCAGUCCGAGCUCUGUGCUGAAUCUGUGUACCCCAACUCAACACAGGAGCCCUGCGGAGGGGACCCAUGCCCACCCAGGUGGGUAGUGAAGGAGUCCUCUCCAUGCUCAGUGACUUGUGGUGGAGGAGUGAUGCUCUUAACCAUUCAAUGUAUUCGCAACCAACAUGACACAGAAACCGUUCUGUCUGAAGGACAUUGUUCCCAUUCUCAAAGACCCAAGAGCUUCUCCACCUGUGGUUUGGAACCCUGUCCAGCCAGGUGGGAAGUGUCGGAGCCAGGUCUGUGCUCAGCAGUGUGCGGAUCUGGUUUGGCUUUGAGAAACGUCUCCUGUAUUCAGUCUCAAGGCGGUUUGGACACGUUGGUUGAGGAUUCUCAGUGUUUAGGUCAAGAGAAGCCACCGACUCUGGUAAAAUGCGUGGUCAGCGUCUGUCCAGUGGGCUGGGAGACGAUAGCCACUGUUACCGUGCAGUUAACGGGACUGAAUGACAACUCUUCACUGCUAACUACCCCUUUUGAGAAGGAGAUGGGGAUUUUUGUGUGGAGUCCUGUACUGGGUCAAUGUUCAGUUACCUGCGGCUCAGGAAUAGCAGAACUUCGUUAUAUUUGCGUUGAUUUUCACACAAAAGAAGAAACAUUGGAGAAAAAUUGUAACCAAACGUUGAAGCCGGAAAGGCACUGGAAUCCCUGUUACCCCCAAAGCUGCCCCCCAAGCUGGGAGGUGAGGGAGCUGAUCCCUUGCCCCGUGACCUGCGGAGGAGCGAAAAUCCAACUUGAGGUCUUCUGCGUGAGAAGGGAAAAUGAGAAGUCGCGUCGUCUUCCUCAUGCCAAAUGCAGCAGGAGUCCCCGUCCGAGUGACACCAGAACGUGCGGAACUCAGCCCUGCCCUGUCCGGUGGAGCUACAAGAGAAGUUCUUGCAGCGUCAGCUGCGGUGGGGGCAUUUUACAGAGAAUCUUCUACUGUGUCCGAGACCACAAUGAAGGAGACAGCAAGGAGCAAAUUGUUGAGGAUACAGAAUGCCAGCAUCUACCACAUCAACAAGGGCAGGAGUCCUGCAACGAACAGCCGUGCCCACCUAGGUGGCAGGUGACACAGACCGGCCAGUGCUCCUCCGCUUGCGGAUAUGGCACCUCCACGCAAAGUGUGGUCUGUGUGCAGAGAGUAGCCGGGACUGAUAUCGAGGUGAACGCGACAGCCUGUCCUUCUCAUGAGAAACCUCCUUCAAUCAUCCCUUGCGUGGUCACCAACUGCUUUUUCUCAUGGGACGUUGGUCCCUGGGGCCAGUGUUCAGCCGCCUGUGGAAAUGGGAUCCAGAGACGCCAGAAUUUAUGCCUUAACCUGAAGACUCGCCAGCAGGUGAGCCCCGUCUUCUGCGGACAUGUUGCCAAACCCAUCACUAUGAGAGGCUGCUCCAGUGAUCCCUGCCGACGAGACACACAGACACCGGAGCCGCGGGUGACACCGACGUUCGCGGCAGUAACACAAGAAUCAAGUCUUCCCUCCACGAAGUCUCAACACAAAGCCGCGGUUAUCCCAGCUUACCAGAUGCCCGGGCCAAAACCCGACAAUAUGAAGGAGGAUGGGCACAGUAUCUGCGGACAGCAAUUCCUAAACUCCGCAGGAGUGGUGAACACUACAGGUUUCACCAAGUCCGACUGCAUGUUCUCCAUCGGCCGUCCACUAGGAGAAGUCAUCUUUGUUAAGGUGCUUUCCAGCUCCCUCAACUGCACCGCCGGAGAGCUGCUGCUGUUUCUAAGCAGGACCAUGUGGCAGAAAAAAUGCGUCCGGCUGUCCGGGGUGACCCUGGACUCCAAAUCCAAUACUCUGACGGUGAGGCAGCGGCAGACCCUCCCGGGGAACGGAGUGCUGCUUAAGUACUGGAGCGUACCAGCCACGCAGAACCACUCUCGAGAUUGUGACGUCCAGCUUUUCGGAACGCAGGGAACCGUACAGAAUCCGGUGCUGGCCUGGGCAGAGGAGGGGACUCCUGUGUGUCGUAUCUUCAUUGAUGUGCCUCCUAGGUUCACAAUUGCCAUUCACGCUUUGAACAUGGACUUGGACACGCGGGGCAACAAGACGCACUCCAGUUACAUUCUGAUUCGCGAUUUGAAAACAUUAGGAUCUAAAGUGUUUUACGGAACCCACUUGUUCUUCUGGGAGUCCGCGGGGAGCCAGGCGGAAAUUGAAUUUCACGGGGACUUCUCUGAAGAAAGAGUCAGCUUCCGCGCUCAGUACUGGGCCCAGAAUUAAAAGCGGUGGAGCAUUUUCUGCUGCUACAGCAACAAAGACUUUCAACCAAUGAGUGUCCUCUCCUUGUGUCACAAUGCGGCCCCGACAAAAAUACAAAUGGAGAAAAAUACCUGAUGAUCAAAUACUUUCCUCCGGAGGUGGUUUGGUCGGGGGGCGUUUAAUGUAUAUUAUUCAUCUGGGUAGGUGGGACGGUACCUUUGACAUUAAUGUACGUUUUCUAUAAUCCUAUUUAUGGUUAAAUCAGCUUUAAAAAUGUAUAAAA
Messenger RNA from Spea bombifrons (plains spadefoot toad), 5070 nucleotides. It is a transcript of the gene ADAMTS13, whose product is annotated as ADAM metallopeptidase with thrombospondin type 1 motif 13. The coding region runs from base 69 to 4808 and encodes 1579 amino acids. Lineage: Eukaryota; Metazoa; Chordata; Amphibia; Anura; Pelobatidae. Gene Ontology annotation, cellular component: extracellular matrix. Gene Ontology annotation, molecular function: metalloendopeptidase activity. The record is from RefSeq and is a predicted model, not a curated record. The transcript has 32 exons. Gene Ontology annotation, biological process: extracellular matrix organization; proteolysis.